GCAGAGGCAGCGACAACAAAGUUCCUGCUGUUUAUGCAAACGCCGACAGCCAGCAUAAAGGGACACCAAACAGAAAGAGUGUGAGAGAGAGAGUGAGAGACGUCGGCGACGUCGUCGUUGAGACGUUGAUUUACGGCCUGCCCGAGGAACCAGCAGCAGAGCAACAGAGCAACAGAUACAGAGGCACAGUCGACAGUCAGAGCGACAGCCACAGCCACCGCCAAAUCAACAGCGACAGAGACAGCAGCAGGAUGCGUGGCCGUCACUUGCGUCGACGCUUCAGCCUGCAGCCGUCCUUCAUGAAGGAUGACAACAACGAGGAUAAGCCGAAGCGUGACAAAGUGGGCAGAACCAAUGCGGUGGACGAUGCCAUCGGACCGGCCAAUGCCCGCCACAAGAUCGUCGUCAUGGGCAGCGCCAAGGUGGGCAAAACGUCGAUAAUCACACAGUUUCUAUACAACACAUUCAGCCCAAAGUACAAGCGGACCAUCGAGGAGAUGCAUCAGGGAAACUUCUCCAUUGCCGGCGUUAGCCUCACCCUGGACAUUCUCGACACGGCUGGCUCCUACGAGUUCCCGGCGAUGCGCGCUCUCUCGAUAUCCUCGGCGGACGCCUUCAUCCUGGUGUACGACGUCACCGACAGCAGCACUUUCGAGGAGGUGCGCGGAAUACGCGACCAGAUCCAUGAGACGAAGGCCACCACAGCGGUGCCCAUUGUGGUUGUGGGCAACAAGAUUGAUCUGCUUGCCGACCCCGAGACAGAGCGUGAAGUGGAGUACGCCACCACAGAGUCGGUGGUGACAGUCGAUUGGGAGAACGGAUUCGUCGAGGCCUCGGCCGCCAGCAACGAGAACGUCACGCAGGUAUUCAAGGAGCUGCUGACCCAGGCCAAGAUCACCUACAACCUGAGUCCGGCACUGCGCCGUCGUCGCCAGUCGCUGCCCCAGCAGAUCGGCAACAAUGGGCCGGGCACACCGCUGCACCAUCAUGGCCACCAUGGCCAUCAUGGCCACCACCAGGGCGGUGCCGCUGGGGGGUCAGCCUCCGGAUCGGCCUCCACCUCGGCGGCAGCGGCUGCAGCCGCCGCUGGUGGCCACGGCUCGCAUGCCCCAACGCCGGCCCAGCUGCAGCACCUGCAGCGCAUCCAGGAGCGAAGCAUGGGCGCCAAGCGCAACUCCUGCACCAUCUCUUAAGCGGUGCACCAACGAGCGGCAUUGAACGAAGGCAAAGUCCAACAAAGAAUGCAAUUAUAUAUGUACCAACUGAAGCUAAACUAAACGGUCUCCUACAAACGGUUUUCAAUAUUUCUCCAAAAUAAUACACUCAAACUCAAACUCAGACUCGGACUCAGAUUCAUACUCAGACAGACAGUUGGGUUCGAUUUGGAUCAGCCACAACCUCUGAUGAUUGAACCUAAUGAUUGAACACAUACAAUACAAUACAACGUAGCCUCGACUCAAACGUACCUUGCCAUCUAUUGCUCUCUUGCUAUUAUCGCUCCAAUUACGUAGUACCUACUGCUAGUGCCAGUCACGGAUUUUGGUGGCAACUUUUGCCCCUGGUUUCCCCACUCUCAGCGCGUAAUGCAUGCAUACAAAUAUACUUACCCGUAGUCAAUGAAUGUUGUAGAGCAAAAAACAAACACUAAACGCCCAAGGUUAGUCCCAAAUGUUACACCAUGGAAUUAACUUAUUCACAAGCGGCAAACAACAAAUAGCCGAUUGUUGGCCCAUCAUGUAUGAUGGAUCGAGGAAGCAGAUCGAAAGCAGAACAACAACAAAAAUCAAAAGCAACAAAGGCAAAACUUAUCGUCUUUUUUAUAUGUGUGCGUGUGUCUGGCUCUGUGUACCUUUUAGCCGUGUGCGUGUGUGUGUCUAGUUGCAGCUUCUUCACUUUUCCACAUGAUGCUGGAGCUGCUAUAUGCUCUACCCACAUAUACAUAUACAUAUACAUAUAUAUAAACAACAUGCUAAAAAUACAACAAUACAUAUGCGUAUUAUCCGUGUGUAUAGAUUACCCAUGCAGCAAGCAGUGCUCGUGGUCGUGCUCUCACUCUAUCUCUCUCUCUCUCUCUCUCUCUCUUUCUCUCUAUUUGGGGUCCCAAUGGAGCCCCAUUCCAUGUACCUAACACAGCGAAAGCGUAUUUUUGUAGACAAUAGGUCGAUCGAUCUCUGGGUGGGUUUCUCUUGGCCAGUGUUGGCAAAUGGGAGAAGCUGCUCUGCAGAAACAGGAACAGGAACAGGAACAGUAACAGUAAGAGUACCAGAAAAGGGAACCGAAAGCAAAUGCAUAGUUAAGAUGUCUUUUGUUUGUUUUGGAAAGUGUAGGGUAACGAUGAAUGCCACUGAUCGAUUCGAUCGACAGCAUUGUGUGAGUGCGAGUAGUAAUUUGUGUUGUUGUUUACCGUUAGAGCUAGUAGCUAGUAGCUAGUAGUGUUGGCUAAUUGUGUGCGAGCCCGGCGAGCGCAUAGAUAGUGCCACAAGUAGGCGUCGAAUUGAAGGACGGAUGAAGGUUGAGGGGAGGAGAAUGGAGUAUUAGGAAAACAAAGGUUAAGAUUGAAAACGCAAUGAAAACACCAAAGACACCAAAAGCAAAUACAACUGAAUAAUGAAUAAUGAUUAAUGAAUAGAGAGAGAUCUAUCUAUAGAUAUAUAUAGAUAAAUACACACAUAUGUUUAUGGAGAUGUUAAAGGAUGUCAGAUAAUAUAUUAGGCGAAGCAAGUUAAGAAUGGUUCAGAAUGUACGAACGAGCGGACGGGCCAAAGUGAAACGAAGCUAUAAAUUCCAUACAUUUAUACAUACAUACAUCAAAUACCAACACCAUCACACACUUACAUACAUUUAUCAUAUUUCUAGCGAGAGUCAAGCGACCCAAAGUAUUGGGAUAAAUACCGCAAAUACAGAGAGAGUUAUAUUUAUAUUAUGAGAGAAUAGAACAAAUUCCUAAAUGUUAGUACAUACAUACUAAACCCAUACAAAGAAACAAACAAAACAAAAAGCGAACCUCUACUGACAUACCUAAAAGAGUAAAACUUAAACUAAAACUUAAACUUAAACUUAAACUUAAACUUAUAUUGAUAUCGAUGUGUGUUGCUUAACGAAAUGCAAACCUUAAAGAAUUUAUGUCAUUUUUUGUAACUCUAACAAAUCGUACAAUAUCAAUGUAGAAAGAGCAUCCCAUAUGUAUGUUUCCAAAGUCCAUGGCUAUACACUUGCAAAGCCCAUCAGAAAUAUUGCGCCUGCACAUUAAAUUGAAUGAAACUUUUCCAAAGAUCUUGCUCCAUUGUCAUAUCACCCAUCCAAUAGCUACAGCAUUUGAGAUUCAAAAGUUCUUUGCAAGUGUAUAAGCCAGCAAACCGAAUCCGAAAAACCCCUUUACUUGAGUAGCGGGCAAAACGAACGAUCUAUUAUUAUUAUGGUAUCGGUUAUUACGAUCGAUUUAGUUGGGGGGGGGCAGUGCGCACCGCGGACGGUGCUGCAAGCUGGAAGGAGAUAUCGGACGCGGAUGCAGUGCGUGCGUUAAAUCUAAGUGAAAGCAAAGCCACGUAGAAUUGACUAAGAUGUUAGCAGACCCCCAAAUGGAAGCUGUGGAACAGGGGCGACAGCGAAAAGUGACCAGAGACCAGAGACCAAACGGAACGUACUUCUUGCCUUGCCGUCAAAGAGCUUAAGGUUGUGGCUGGGCAGUUGAUGGUCCCAUUAUUCACACUUUCUCCCAGCGCUAAGGCUCGGUCCUGGUCCCUAAUUUUCCUCUUAGCACACUUCGGGGACAAACUCUAUACACAAAAAAUAUGAAUUCAUACAUUCUUGAAUACUCGUAUCGAUGAUGAUGGCCUAGAACUUUCGCCUUGACUUUCUAUCGGCAUCACGAAACGAGUUUGUGCGUGGUGAGCUGUUGGAUUUGUUUGGUUCCUAGACGCGUUCCCAUUUUGACCAGAACCUGCAGCUGGAUAUCUAUAAUCUAAAUAUAUUAUACAUAUGCCAACGGCAAUACAUAUGCAUUAACUAUAUACAUACA
Molecule: messenger RNA, 4018 nt
Organism: Drosophila guanche
Lineage: Eukaryota; Metazoa; Arthropoda; Insecta; Diptera; Drosophilidae
Product: ras-related protein Rap-2b
Exons: 5
Coding region: 252-1193 (313 amino acids)
Molecular function (GO): GTP binding; GTPase activity
Source: RefSeq, a predicted model, not a curated record